Molecule: messenger RNA, 1825 nt
Organism: Aspergillus steynii IBT 23096
Lineage: Eukaryota; Fungi; Ascomycota; Eurotiomycetes; Eurotiales; Aspergillaceae
Product: senescence-associated domain-containing protein
Exons: 2
Coding region: 299-1825 (508 amino acids)
Biological process (GO): cell division
Cellular component (GO): plasma membrane
Source: RefSeq, a predicted model, not a curated record
AUUUAUUGCUGGCAGGCCCCGAGCAUUUCUCUACACUCUUCUUGCUGGAAUCCCUUCUGCCUAUUCUCGUCUCCUCGCUGUCUGACUUUGCAGAACGACAGCUGCCGGCGGUUGCCAACUUGCCUCCUCGGAGUCCCCGCAGCGUCAUCGCCCCGCCUUGAUAUCACCGAUUGAUUAAUUUAAUUAAUUUGGGUCUUUUCGCAAUCUUCCAUUGACUUCAUCUAUUCCUUCUUGCUCGAAUUAAUUCAUUUCUCUUCUUUAUUACAUCCUCUACAACAAACAACCACAAAACUACACAAUGACUUCCCCCGCCCAAGACCCCCGCCUCCUCUACAGCAUCAACAACAUCAAAGCCUUCCACCUGCAACAUGGCGACGAGCAGGACCUCACCCCGUCCGGUCCCCAGACCCUCUCCCUCCUAAUGGUGCCCACCAGCACCGCGCCCGCCAACUCCCCCGAAGCCUCGCCCGAGGAGGACUUCUACCUGCACCUGCACCUGCCGCCCGAGCUGGACCUGGCCCUCCCCGCCACUACCCAGAUCUACCACCAGCCGCCGAACAGCUACCUGAUCCCGCGAUGGGACACGGGCCCGGACGCCGGCGCCUUCAUCCGCAUCCAGUUCCCCGGCAUCGGCGCCGGCCCGGACAGAGUCACCCAGGAGGAUGUCGACACGUUCGAGACCAUCCUCGCCCAGUGUACCGCGUUCCUGGAGCGUGCCGCGCCCCCGAAGGGUCCUGCGCCGUAUAAUCCGGCGAACUUUGCCCCGGGCGAGGGGUAUGUUUCGGCGGGUGCUGGUGCGGCUGGUGCAGGCCCGGCGACGAAGCAGGACGCUCACGGGCGGAUCGUCCUGGUCGACGAGGAAGAUGGUAGCGUGGUCGGUGAGAUGGAGGGGUAUGAUGUUGUUGAGAAGCCUGGCGUGAAGCCUGGGUCUAAGAGACCCGUGGAAGUCGAACUCCCCAGCGAAGGCGAAAAGAACGAGAUCAGCGUCAGCAACGUAUCCGAAGAAUACCUGCGCAUGGCGCGCCACCCGGCCUACAAGAACUCAACCAUUGUGCAGACCUCCGCGACGGCGUCCCGUCUCCUCGUGACCGGGUCCACCUACCUCGCCAACGCGCUCGUCAGCGGCGCCGACAGCUUCACGAAGAAGACCAAGCCCAACCCCCAGCCCAUGACCUUCUCGGAGAACACGCACACGCGGGUGCGCAAGAUCGGCGACUUCUCGCACAGCGCGGCGGAUAUCUCCGCGCGCACGGUCGGGCAGGUUGGACGCGUGGCGCAGAACUUUGGGGCGACGCUGGCGCGACGGAAGGAGAACGCAGGGAAGAAUAAGGGGGUGGAUCGGAACGGGAACGGGAACGGGAAUGGGGAGUAUAAGCCGGGGAUGCUGAACAAGUCGAUGAUUGCGUUCUCGACGCUGGCGGAUGGGAUCGAGCAGAGUGCGAAGCAGGUGCUGACGACGGGGUCGGUGGCCGCGAGUCAGAUGAUCGGGCAUCGGUACGGCGCGGAGGCCGGGUCCGUGGCGACGGACCUGACCGGCGGGGUCAAGAACGUCGGGCUGGUGUAUAUCGAUGCGUCCGGGGUGAGUCGGAAGGCGGUGCUCAAGUCCGUGGCCAAGGGCAUGGUGGUCGGACGCAUGCGCGACGGCAAGCAGGUCGUGGUCGGCACCGGCGAUGGCGGCGAGGUCCCGUCUGGAGUCCCCGGUUCGAGUCGGGAUCCCGUGGCCAGACGCCCCUCGCCGAGCCCGACUCCGCCGCCGGCCUACGGGGCCUCGGGCACGAUGUCUCUCGCCGGCGGCGGCGGCGGCAUGUCGGGAGGGAAGCGUUGA